This is a messenger RNA of Chelonia mydas (Green sea turtle), 2351 nucleotides long. It is a transcript of the gene TPH2, whose product is annotated as tryptophan hydroxylase 2. Gene Ontology annotation, biological process: aromatic amino acid metabolic process; serotonin biosynthetic process. Gene Ontology annotation, molecular function: iron ion binding; tryptophan 5-monooxygenase activity. Gene Ontology annotation, cellular component: neuron projection. The record is from RefSeq and is a predicted model, not a curated record. Lineage: Eukaryota; Metazoa; Chordata; Testudines; Cheloniidae. The transcript is spliced from 11 exons. Bases 611 to 2086 code for a protein of 491 amino acids.
GGGAGGUGGCCAGAGGGCUGGGCCCUACAUGUGUAAGGUAGCCCAGCGGGGGGCUGGGCCCCACAGGUGUCAGGCAGCCCUGGAGGUGGCUGAGUCGCUGCCCCACCCCCCACAGGUGUAAGGUAGCCUGGAGGGGGGCUGGGUCGCUGGGCUCCUUCCACAGCUUCCCCUGGGGCGGGCAUCAGCCCAGAUGUGAGCAGCUGCGGAACGUUUCCACACCGCAAGCAGCCUCAUUAGCUCCCGGGCUGGGGCGGGGGGUUCCCGGCACCAGCCACAGCAGCCACGCCGGCUCGAGCCUGGCUGGGGCCCCUUUGCCCGCAGGUGAAGCCGCCCCCCUCCAGGAUCGGUGUAAAAACCUAACCCGGCCGCUCCUCCGGGCUGCGACAGCGCAGCCAGCGUGUGAACGAACCAGCUCCCGCCAAGGCAACCUGCGCUGGCAUCCGCCCGCCACCGCCAGCCACACGCGAGCCUCCCUAUCAGCCUCCCAUCAGCUGCCGGCCGGGCGCAUAAAAGCCGCCGCCGCCGCCAGGGGAGAGCUCACAACGCGCUGCCUGCAGCCUGCCGCCGGGUUCCCCCUGCUGUGGAGGAAGAAAACUACACACGGGGCCCCAUGCAGCCCGCAAUGAUGAUGUUCUCCAGUAAAUACUGGGCCAGGAGAGGGCUCUCCCUCGACUCAGCCGUGCCCGGGGAGCACCCAGGACUCAGCAACCUGACACCAAACCGAGCCAAUUCUGGUAAAAAUGAUGAGAAGAAAGGGAAUAAAGGAAACAGCAAAAGUGAAUCAGUUUCUGAAAGCGGAAAGACUGCUGUAGUGUUUUCCUUGAAAAAUGAAGUUGGUGGAUUAGUGAAAGCUCUCAGGCUCUUCCAGGAGAAGCAUGUGAGUAUGGUUCACAUUGAAUCAAGAAAAUCCAAGAGGAGGAAUUCAGAGGUAGAAAUUUUUGUGGAAUGUGACUGCAGUAAGAAAGAAUUUAAUGAACUAAUUCAGUUGCUAAAGUUUCAGACUAACAUCGUAACUCUUAAUCCACCAGAGAACAUCUGGACUGAUGAAGACGAACUUGAUUGUGUCCCUUGGUUCCCCAGGAAGAUUGCUGAAUUAGACAAAUGCUCGCAGAGAGUUCUAAUGUAUGGCUCUGAGCUGGAUGCAGAUCACCCAGGAUUUAAGGACAAUGUAUAUCGACAGAGAAGAAAGUAUUUUGUGGAUGUUGCCAUGAGUUAUAAAUAUGGUCAACCCAUUCCCAGGGUGGAGUACACAGCUGAAGAAAUUAAAACUUGGGGGACAGUAUUCAGGGAACUCACAAAACUCUAUCCCACUCAUGCUUGUCGUGAAUAUUUAAAAAACUUCCCUUUGCUGACCAAGUACUGUGGUUAUAGAGAGGAUAAUGUACCCCAACUGGAAGAUGUUUCUAUUUUUCUUAAAGAAAGGUCUGGCUUCACGGUGAGACCAGUUGCUGGAUAUCUAUCUCCUCGAGAUUUUUUAGCAGGAUUAGCCUAUAGAGUUUUUCACUGCACUCAAUAUGUACGGCAUGGCUCUGACCCUCUCUACACGCCAGAACCAGAUACGUGCCAUGAACUCCUGGGGCAUGUGCCUCUACUGGCUGAUCCCAAGUUUGCCCAGUUUUCACAAGAAAUAGGACUGGCCUCACUGGGAGCAUCUGAUGAAGAAGUUCAGAAACUAGCUACUUGCUAUUUUUUUACUAUCGAAUUUGGCCUUUGCAAGCAAGAGGGACAGCUACGUGCUUACGGGGCAGGACUCCUGUCUUCUAUUGGCGAAUUAAAGCAUGCUUUGUCUGACAAGGCCAGUGUGAGAACAUUUGAUCCAAAGACAACUUGCUUGCAAGAAUGCCUUAUCACCACUUUUCAGGAAGCUUACUUUGUCUCAGAAAGUUUUGAAGAAGCCAAAGAAAAGAUGAGGGACUUUGCAAAAUCAAUCAACCGUCCCUUUUCAGUGUAUUUCAACCCAUACACGCAAAGCAUUGAAAUUCUGAAAGACACCAGAAGUAUAGAAAACGUUGUCCAGGACCUUCGGAGUGAUCUGAACACGGUGUGUGAUGCUUUAAGCAAAAUGAACAGAUAUUUGGGCAUUUGAUGUCUGUGGCACUGUAGCUUUUCUAUCCACUGCUGCUUCUAUGGCUAUGCUAGCAACAUCAUGUGCUCCAGCUUUAGAACCAUCCAUCUUCCCUCUGCAGCUUGAUCAGCGACUUGCAUCGUUGUGUAUUUCUAAUUGUAACUUGCAGACGAAACAAGGCGAUGCUAACUUGCAAACUCAACAAGAAAUGUGGUGGCAUAUAACCAGCAAUUCCAUAAGAGAAUGUCAUGUACAAAUACACUAUUAAAAGCUUACCUGGCAAUGA